AGUUGACAGAACUCCUCCCGUGUUCCAGUUGUUCUUCGACAGCAGGACGAUGCGUUUAAACUGACUUCAACUGAUACAAGCAGGAAUACAAAGGAGGGAGACCUGUUAAGGCUUUCAGAAUAGACAGGCCUUUGUUGCAUUGAGGAAAAGAUUGCAUUCAACAUGUCUGACAUUAUGAUCAACAUUUGCUCUUCUGAUGACACCUCUCAGUGGACUCAUCCAACAGGAAAGGAGAAGAGGCCAUUUCAUGAAAAGAUGCAAUACUUAAAGGCAAAUGGCUACCUUAAAGAUAAACAAAAUAAUACAUAUAAGAAACACUCAAACAAGGAUCAAUAUCCACACGAGAAAGGAGCAAAAACACAACCUGGACCACCUCCCACUGCCACACAAAACAGAAUUUUACCUUAUUUGCCCAACACUUCUAGUGCCUUUCACAGUAGCUCCAGGCCUUCAAUGUCCUCUGUUAACCUACCAUCAACGGCUUUCACUGUGAUAAACAAAGGCAGCCAUGAAAAGCCAAAUGAAUCGGUGAACAAAAAUGCAACAAUGCCCAACCCUUCAGUGUCAGGAAGCCAUAAACCAGCCACAACAUUUGUGGGGAUGGGGAACCCCACAAAGUACCUCGCUAUUGACUGUGAAAUGGUGGGUGCCGGACCCAAAGGCAGCAUCAACCAGCUCGCACGCUGCAGCAUUGUCUCCUAUGAUGGAGAUGUGGUCUAUGAUAAGUUCAUCAAGCCCUCCAUGCCUGUCACUGACUACCGCACAAGAUGGAGUGGCAUUCGGCCCAGAGACCUAAUCAAGGCCAUACCAUUCUCAGAAGCCAGAAAAGAGAUACUGAGGCUGCUUAUGGGCAAGGUGGUUGUUGGCCACGCCAUCUUCAACGACUUUAAAGCCAUCAGUUAUACUCACCCCUCUGUCCUGACAAGAGACACUUCCAGAAUCCCUCUUCUCAACCUGAAGGCCGGCUUUGGUGAAAAAGAAUGUGCUUCGCUGAAGAGACUUACCAAAGCCAUCUUCAACCGAGACAUCCAGGUUGGAAAGAAGGGCCACUCUUCUGUGGAGGAUGCUAAAGCCAGCAUGGAGCUUUAUAAGGUGGUGGAACAGGAAUGGGAGAGGAUUCUUCUCUCCAGAUCACAGGCUACUUAGUUCUGUUUGAUGAGACAGCAUCACAAUAAAGUCAGUUUAUGCUUAAAUGUUAAAAACUGCUUCCAAUGAAAAUUAAGGUUUUUACUAGGGGUGCACCG
Messenger RNA from Nematolebias whitei (Rio pearlfish), 1244 nucleotides. RefSeq names its product interferon stimulated exonuclease gene 20-like 2 (gene isg20l2). Gene Ontology annotation, molecular function: exonuclease activity; nucleic acid binding. Gene Ontology annotation, cellular component: nucleus. NCBI's taxonomy places the organism in Eukaryota, Metazoa, Chordata, Actinopteri, Cyprinodontiformes, Rivulidae. The transcript is spliced from 4 exons. Bases 163 to 1146 code for a protein of 327 amino acids. The record is from RefSeq and is a predicted model, not a curated record.